This is a messenger RNA of Penicillium nucicola, 777 nucleotides long. RefSeq names its product LapA family protein. NCBI's taxonomy places the organism in Eukaryota, Fungi, Ascomycota, Eurotiomycetes, Eurotiales, Aspergillaceae. The record is from RefSeq and is a predicted model, not a curated record. The transcript has 2 exons. The coding region runs from base 1 to 777 and encodes 258 amino acids.
AUGAAACGCUUGUCGCUCCUGUUCCUUUUUUACAUCUACCACUCAACGUUUGCCGACACCUGCUAUUGGCCUAAUGGCGACGCUGCGACUGCAAAUUGGAUACCAUGCCCCGGUUCAAAACAUUGUUGUGCUACUGGUGAAGCAUGUCUUUCCAACAACCUUUGCAUGGCUGGGAAAUACAUGACAGUCUAUCGAGGAGCAUGUUCAGAUAAGUCGUGGCCUAUAUCAGAAUGCCCUCGAAUCUGCUACGAAGAGAUUGACCAUGGAUGGGCAAAUCUGUAUCCUUGCCCCACGAACGAAAAUGAGGUCUUCACCUGCGGAGCCGCGGGAUGGGCCUCUGCCGUCUGCGAAGCCCAGUUGGGCAACUAUACUUGGGUCGAUAGUAAUGUCACCGUGGCACAGUUGGGAAUUUCCACCUCGUCAUCCACAGCCAGUCAAUCAACUGCAACUACCGCGACUUCUUCAUCGGCUUCUGCAUCAACCGAUACUUCGACUGCGGUAUCAUCAAGCUCAACAGCUCUGGCCUUGGACUCGUCAGAGAAAUGUGACAGUCCCCUGGGGGCCGAACUCGGCAUUGGGCUUGGAGUUGGGUUGCCGCUUUUGAUUGCAUGCGUGACAAUCUUGUGGUUCUACUUGCGAACACGACGCCAGAUGGAAGCUUUGCAGCAGCAACUGAAUAUGAACAGAGGUGUUCAACAGUCUGCUCCACCGGUCUAUCCCCGCGAGCUAGAUGCUGGAGAUGAGAAUUGGGCGAAAGUUCGGUCGGAACUAAGCUAA